Molecule: messenger RNA, 648 nt
Organism: Protopolystoma xenopodis
Lineage: Eukaryota; Metazoa; Platyhelminthes; Monogenea; Polystomatidea; Polystomatidae
Source: the annotation of a GenBank genome assembly
GCUGCCCACCUUUUUGUUCGCCGUUCGCAUUCUGGAUCAUCUGAUCAUCCUUGCCAGAUGGAUUGCCUGACUACCGACAUAGGCUCUCGACAAAUAGGGAAAAAUGAGGCUGAUUCUAAGGAAGAAUGGAGAUCAUUCGGCAACUCAUCCGAGCCCAUAAUUGAAUUCUGUCAAGAUAGUCAAGCUGUUUCGAUCGCGGAUAACCCCUUGUUACUUGGAUCUCCAUCUUUUCUCACGGUCGACAAAGCUCCUGAGACAAGGCCUCUAAAUUCUAAACAUAUUUGUUUUAACAAUAGCUGUCCUAAUAAUUUCCGUAAUCAGCACAAUCGCCAGCUUGGAAUGCUUCACACGCCUAUUGUUCAGAAAAAGGAUUACUAUCACCAUUGCAGGUGUCGCGGAUUCGCCUAUUCCAGUCAUAAAGAGUCACUUAAGUCUUCAUUUAAUAACCUAGUACAAGAGCUUUGUUCGCAUCCUCCAACGUUGGAGAGUCAAUCUUUCCUCCCUUCAGAUUCAAAGAAGGAAUCAAUUGUUACUCGGCCUUCCAAAGUGCCGGAUACUCUUUUUUCUGGAUCCAGUGCAGUCACUCGUAACCAUGGAGGCAGCGGCCGUGACAGUUCUUUGCAUACUUCAAAUGUAUGUUAUACUUAG